UUCCACGCAUUUUUUAAAGUUAUUUUUAUUUUUUAAGUCGAUUUAAUAAAAUUCAAUUUGAUUGAAUCGAGUUUAAAAAAUGGCAACACUUAAGUGACGUAUUUCCGAGUACCCCCACUACGUAGCUCGCUUUAGCCGGCGGCCAUUUGCUGCGAGUCAUUCUGCGUUCUCGUGCUCAAGCCUUCGCACGUACAUUCGGAGCUCUACGCUUUCAACAUGGGAAAUAAGAGAAAAUAUAAUUCUGAAGAAGAAAUACGGCGUAAAAUACAAAAAUUGGAGAAGAAGCUACAAAAGACUCGUGAACAUGUCCAAAUAUCGGACGAAGAACCCAACCUCGACGCCAUCGUCGAGGAAGAUGUCGGCAGUGCUGUAAUAAGCUUACAGGAUGAAAACCAUCCUGAAUCACUGUGGCCUGAGUCACCGUGCCCAGUAUCACCGGCACGACUUGACUCCCCGGAGCGUGCCGCACCGGGCCUAAUAUCACCCUCCAAAUCUAUACCUGGACCCUCUUCGCCAAAAGAGACGCAAGAAGUCGUGCCAUCCGAGUCUCAACGGAAGGCCGACAACAAGACAACCGCCGCUGCUGCGAGAGGUCGACCGGCCUACCGCACGACGCGCCCGGGCCCCAGCGACUCGUACCGGCCUCCGCACCGCUCGCCGCCUCAUCAGCCGCCGCCGCCGUCGUCGAGGAGGACUCAUCGCACCUAGAUCACGAGGCUGCAUCACAGUCUUCACAAGACGUUACGCUUAGCUGCCGCGAAGUUGUCAGGCAAGCUCUACUAAAAAGAUUCUUAUCUCCAAGAUCAGUCGAAAUUAUGUUAGCCUCCUUAUCAGACAAUACAUAUAAACAAUAUAACGGCUGUAUCAGAGCCUGGAUUACCUAUUGUGCGAUCUAUAAUUAUGAUUAUAUGAAAGUUUCCGUCCCUAUAAUCAUUCAUUUUCUCACGAGUAUUUUCGAUAAAGGGGCUAAAUAUGGUACUAUAAAUUCUUAUAAAUCCGCCUUGUCAUUAUUGUUAGGUAAAAAAUUAUUAGAUGAUGACCGUAUAAAACGGUUUAUAAAAGGUGUUUUCAGAUUGAGACCCACGGUACCAAAGUAUAACAUGACUUGGAACCCUAAUAUUGUUUUAAAUUAUUUGGCAGAAAAGUGGCCUAACGUAGAUCUCGAUCUGGAAACACUUUCCAAAAAGACCCUGACUUUGUUGGCUUUGGUGACUGCUCACCGUGUCCAAACUUUAUCUUUGAUAAAGUUAAGUAAUAUCACUACUCAACCAUCUAUCGAUAUUACCAUUAAAAUACCGGAUUUAGUAAAAACCUCAAAACCAAAUUCAUUUCAACCCUUUUUAAGAUUGCCCUUUUAUAAUUCUCGUCCCGAAAUUUGUCCCGCUGGAUGUUUAGAAGAGUAUAUUCGUAAAACUCAAACACUUCGCAAAAAUGAUAAUGAUCAUUUAUUCAUAAGUUACAAACGUCCAUAUUCUAAAGUCACAUCACAAACUCUAAGUCACUGGAUUAAAAAUACUCUUCAAUGUAGUGGCAUUAACACUGAUAUAUUCACUGCACACAGCACUCGUCACGCGGCGACUUCUUCAGCCAACAAAUCCGGGGUCAAUAUAGAUGUUAUUAGGAAAACUGCAGGUUGGAGUGAUUCAUCCUCAGUUUUUGCAAAAUUUUAUAAUAAGGAAAUUGUCACAAACUCCAAUCAGUUUGCUGAAUCGAUAUUAGAUGCAUGCUUGUAAUUCCUG
Molecule: messenger RNA, 1739 nt
Organism: Ostrinia nubilalis (European corn borer)
Lineage: Eukaryota; Metazoa; Arthropoda; Insecta; Lepidoptera; Crambidae
Exons: 4
Coding region: 217-708 (163 amino acids)
Source: RefSeq, a predicted model, not a curated record